GGCAGAGCAACGCUGCUCGGUGUCUUUGGCCUGGUUCCGCCUCAGCCGAGUCUGGGUGGCUCAGCCGAGCGGCACGUGGUGAAGGCCAGACAGACUUUGAGAGCGGCUCUGCCAGGGCUGGUCUUUCACCUGAGAGAAGCUUGGUUUCCUCCGCCGCAAGGGGAGGCCAGCUGGAUGGAGUUCUCCGCUCGCUCGUAAUUAGCCUCAGCUAAUGCUGCGGCCACGUGGGAAGGGAGGGGAUUAAAGGCAGAGCCCCGGCAGCUGCCAGCCGAACGUGAGGCGUCCUGCGGUGCUCCAGAUCAGGUUCUGCAGAGUGGCUGGGUUCCCCCCUCGCCUCCGGCUGCUCCUCUGGCAGCUUUUCCAAGGGUGACGUUGGGAGAAGUGAAAGCGCCGCCCGCACAGCAGUGAGCCGACGAAACCCGGGCGAUUCGUGCCUUGGGCCUCUUCUGGCCUGUCCCCCUCCGAACGACCAUUUUGGCAUUCCCUUUAGGGACCCAGAAAUAACUUGCAGCACUGCAGCUUUGUGUUGAACCUCAGCACCCAUCCUCCCCAGCACUACAGGCCAUGCACAGCUGCCUGUCUCUUCUCCUUGGAGCAGCCACACAAGCUCCUGGAUCAGCCUUCCCAAAGCCCAUGUCCCCCAGAUGUUUUGGAUUAAAGCUUCUAGCAUUCCUGGCACUUGACCUUGAGGGCUGGGGCUGAUAGGCGUUGAUGUCCAGAACAUCUGGAGAUGUCUUCAUUGCCUGGGUAGAUCAAGGCCUUCAGAAGGAAGAAGGGAUCACUGGUGAAAGGCCCUCAAGAAAGGAGUUCUGCAAGCUGAACCCGUCCCUUGACCGUAGUGGUCAAUUCCAGUGUUUUCUUCUGGUUACAGCUGGUCCUGUUGCGAAGGGUUGCAGGAGGACCUUCAUGUUCCCCAUUCCAUUUUCUUCCCACGCUCGGUAGUGACCCUCAUGGCUUCAUUGCGCACUAGUGCAGCAGGUGUGCCUCACAUUCAGAAUGUCCCAGGUCAGGCACCUGCAGCUAAAGCAUCAGGGUUGAUAGAAAAGUUAAUCCAGGUUGUUAAUCCUGUAUUAAGUCUGUUGCGGCCCCUCAGUUUUAGUGGAUCAUCUGUGAAAUGGGCAUCAAAAUGCCCUCCUCCUUUGGAGGCAUGGUGAGAUGCUACUCAUGCAACACUUUGCAUACUCAGGUGCUUUAGAAACUGCCAGGGAUGUUGGACAGGGCCGGUCUCUCUUCCCCUUUUGUCUCUCUGUUAGGGGCCUCAUCGCAGUCCUGUUGGUUGUCAAUUCUCCGUGUGUGUGUGAAAGAGAGAGAAAAAGAAAAUUUAAUAACAGCCAAUCAAGGAUCAUUGUGCAGCUGCAAUUCUUGCCAGCACUUUUCUGUACCAGGGAGUUCAGAAUAAUUCUGCAGGGAAAUAUGCUUGGGAGGAAAGCUUUGCCACCUCUCUAGAAAAAGGUGUCUUUUAGCACUUUGGGCAGGAGCACUUCUUUCUGCUUUGUCCCGCUGGCCAAGCAACUUGCAGGGCACCCCCAAAGUGCAUUUCAGAGCUUUGUGGCAAAGGCAGGUGUCAAUGAGAGGGGAGCUGCCCACAUGCGUUGAGCGCAUGCCUGAACAAGCCGCCUGGCUUGAACACGUGUGACGCACCUGCAUCCUCUCCUCCAUGCAUGGAAGCAGGUCGGUGGUUGGUUAACCCAAGCUGGUACCCUCGCAACACCUUGGCUUGCAGGUCCCAUCAUCCCUGGCUGGCAUGUGCUGGGAAACUUCCAGGUGGAUGCUGGCAUUGGGCUCAAGCAGCAUUUAAAGAGCCUGCAGUUUCCUUCUCCAACCGGCUUUAUCGAAAAGGCUUGUCCAAGUUGGCACCAACUGUUACUUACUGAUGGCUGUUCCCCCCUCUCUUCCAGAGUUAUAUGAGACCUCCUCACUCACCAUGACGGGGGUAUUGAAGAGGAAAUACGAUGAAUUGGAAGAUGACACCCCCUACUCCUCCUCUUCCUCCUGUUCACCCUUCUCCUCGUCUUCCGCUUCUUCUGGCUGGGAAUCGGACGAGGAAAACUCCCGAGGUGGAAGCAUCAAGCCCAGCUUGACCUUAUCCUCCGAUUUCACCCCGGCGUCCAUCCUGAAGAAGAGCAAGCGCCUGAAACGGAACAGCGUGGAGUUCGACCGGGUCACGGUCUUCUACUUCCAGCGCUGCCAGGGCUUCACCAGCGUGCCCAGCCGCGGGGGCUGCACCCUCGGCAUGGCCAGGAGGCACGGCUUCGCCCGGGAGUUCACACUGGCGGAGUUCUGCAAGGAGCAGGAAGCGGUUCGGCGGGAGAAGCUCAAGGAGCGGCUGAAAGAGGAGAAACUGGAGGCCUUGAAGUGGAAGUUGACCAUGAAUGGUACGAAAGAGUCUGAGGAGGCCAACCAGCUUACCACGGAGGACAUCUCGGAAGAGGACAUCGACGCCAGCAGCCUGGACCCCGAGGAGGGCUUCUUCCUCCAGCCCUACCCCGCCAAGAAGAGGCGUGCUCUGCUCAAGGCCAUGGGCGUCAAGAAGAUCGACAAGGAGGAGAAGCGGGAGCUGCACAGCAUCCGCCUCUCCCGGGAAGACUGCGGCUGCGACUGCCAGGAGUUCUGCGAUCCGGAAACGUGCAGCUGCAGCUUGGCGGGAAUCAAAUGCCAGAUGGAUCACACGUCGUUUCCGUGCGGUUGCACCAAAGAUGGCUGCGGGAACACGGAAGGGAGAAUUGAGUUCAACCAGGCCCGGGUGCAAACGCACUUCAUCCACACCAUCAUGAAGCUGGAACUGGAGAAGAACCAACAGAGCGGCGAGAGGAACCCUGCGGCGGAGCCCACCUUCAGGGACCGGCCCCAUCCCCAUCCCCAUCCCCUUGGGUGUCCGGUGGGCAAGGCGGCCUUUGAGGAGAGGGCUGUGCCCCUGGCCCCAGCCUUCCAGUUCAGCACAGACCUGGAGGCGAUUGGGGAGAACAGCUGUGGCAGCGACAUGACCGACUCCUCAGUGUCCUCCGCCCAAAGCGAGGACCUGGAGGAGCAGUACGAAGCCGCCCCAUCCGAGAAGUCGCAGUCGGACGUGGAUGACGACGGCCUGGCCCGGAUCCUCCACUUCAACGAUUCCGACGCCGAGGACGACAGCAGCACCGCCAGCAGCUGCCAGGACAACCUGAGCUCUUUCCACCCCACCGGCUUUUUCAGCGUGGACGUGGAGAGCCAGCACGCCACCCACGCCGCCGGGCGCUCGCUGAGCCACUUGCCGACCAUCACGGAAUGCCUGGAUGAGAACGCCAACCAGGGGGAGAGCUGCUUUCUCGGGGAGCCCUCCGCUGGGCCCCUCUGUGGGGGGAUCUCUUCCUGUGCGCAGCCUUCCUUGGUGGAUCAAGAUUCCAAGAGUUACACAGACCUGAGCCUGUCCUCGGACUCUCUGGAUUUUUUCCAGUCUUUCUCGGAUUACAACCUGGGACCUCUUUACAACUCCUUGAAGGAGUACGAGAACUUGGACAACUUCUCUGCUCUGCAGCUUCAGCUGCCAAACUUCCCCAGCUUGUCCCAGCCUGGGGAUCAGAGCACCUGCUUUCUGGAGUCUCUGAUUGGCUUGUCUGAAUCUGUCCCAGAAACCCCUGCGCCUUUUACAGACAAUCAGCUUCUGGAAGAUGCUAUUAAGUCAUCGCUCAUGGAAACAGUGAAGGUUUAACUUUGGUUCUUUUUAAGAAAUGAGGUGGAGGAGAGCCCUACAUGGGCUAAAACCCCAUCAUGAAUAAACAAACUCUCCUUGUAAGAGGCAGAAAUGUGACAGCUCUAACUGAGCAAAUUUAAAGUUUUGCUCCUUUUGGACACUUUGGGCAGUGGGGUCGGGGGAACUGCAGCUACAAUCAGUUUUCUUACUGCUUGUGCAAAAAUAUUGGCCUUUUCCUGGCAUGGGAGGGGUGGGGAGGGUGGGCAAAAACAGAAGAAAACUUUUGCAAAAUAAACACAAUUUCCUUGCUUUUGUAUGGGGUUGGGGGAGGGAGACCUUGUGAAAAGUAUUCCUUGUGUUUUAACACGGCGGAUCACCCACAGAGCACCUUCUGCAAACAUUUUCAAAUGUUAGCAGAUAAUUUUUUCAAACGACUUUGGGAAUUAUAUUUGUAAUUAUAUUUAUUGUGGCAUUCAUUUGCUCAAAAAGCAAGCUCUUGCUUACAUGGGAAAACGUUUACAGAAAAAAGAGGCCCAUACACUAUUCUAGAGACAUCUUUCCCCCAUCCUCUUAUUUAUUGCAAAAUUGCAAUUUUAAGUAGCCACCGAAGCUUGAACUGAGCAAGAGAACUUAUUUAAAUUAGUAAUACCUCAGAUGUAUUAUGUGUACAAUCAUAUUUUUUGCAUAAUAUAUCUGUAUUUAUUUAUUUGUUCCUUUUUCAUACCUGAGUAGCACUGAGUGUUGGCCAAGGACCUGAAAAUGAGGUCACGUCCUCGGCAACCCGGGGCUUAAAGGCUGUUCUGUGUUGGGUGCCCUAUUUGUUUUUGUUUUUAUUUUCUUUUGGCUGAAAAACCAAGAAAUCACUUUCAAGGUGACCAAAGGCAUUUGGUCGUCCGUCUUCUGCUUAAGCCGUACAUCUACACUACAAGCUUAAAAUCCUGUUUCGUUCCCUUGGAUUCUGCAAGAGAACCUUGCGGACAGACCGUGCAGUCUCAGAAAGGGGUUGAGAAGCCCCCACUGCAGAGGGUCCUCACGGGGGACGGGGUCUGCUGAACUGAUUCUGAAUCUGUUCAGCUGUGCAGAGCAGAGGCAGGCCAUGAUGGAGCGUUACGGGCCUCUCCAUGGUCUUCUUUCUUGCAUAUGGGCAGCCCCGCAUCCUGUCUCUGACGGUGAGGCGUCAUGCAGUAAGAGGGCUCGCCCUUACGGGAACUCACAGCCAUGGCUAAGAAGAACAUUUGAGCCUUGGGCAGCCAAAGUGUGGGGCAUUCCAACGCUGCAGCAAAGCGAAAAGGCACGCUCCGUUCUUCCAAGCAGUCCUGCAUCUGUCGAGAACUCCUGUGCUUCAGUUUCAGGAGAUGGGCUGUGUGUUGUUAUGAUUCAAGAGAAUAAAUGAAUCUUGGUUUGUACCAUUCCAUUCUUGUAUAAGACUUGUAGCUGUGUGUGUGCUGUCCAUGAUUCUACUGUGGGUGAGUAAUAAAACCUUAAACUAUUAAGAAAAAAAGAGAAAAGAAAUGGUAUGAAUUAUUUAAAAAAGAACAAAGGUUACAUUGUGUUGUAAAUUAUUUUCUAAUUUAUUUAAUUUACCGAAGGACUUGGCCAUGAGAUCUUUACAGAACAGAUCUAAUCUAUUUAUGGUACCUUGAUACACAGAAGAGCCCAGGUCUAAGUGCUUCUCUGUUCUUGGAAGUGGAAAGGGUGUUUUAUUAAAGGGAGAGAGAGAAAUCCAAACCAGACACUGGCCAAAGGAAGUUAUUUAUAGAAGGUACACAAAUCAUGGCACAUUUCUCAUUUUUGCUUUUAUAUUACUAUUGAAAUCUAAAAGGUCACAAAUAUAUAUCGACUUAUAAGUAAUUGGUUAAGAUGAACAUCUAGUUCAGGCUUCCCAAAGGCAGUGCAUUACAGAUGUGACUACAAUGCCCAUAAUGCUCACUGUCAUGUGGUUAGUACAUGAGGCCUGUGCAAUGUGUAUUGAUCCAGUCUGUUUGUUUCAGAUGCUCUGUCUCUGUGAUCCUUCAAUCGAGCAAUAGCCGCUUCUGAAAAGUAGCUGGGUAGAUUGUAGUUGCUAUUAUUGGGCAGCUUACGUCCUUUGAGGGAAGCAACCUUGAGCAGAAUCUGUGCACCCCCGGCCCCCACUCCAGCUCUGCUCAGCGCUCAUUUCCGUGAAACAUCUAGGGGCACAACAUGUUCGCACCCACCUGGUGGUGUCUGGACUGAAUCACAACCCUCUCUCCCCCUUGAACUGCCACUCUCAAAAAUCAGAGAAGCUACUUGGAACAGCUGAAACGGAAUUAAUAAUCAGAAGGUGUAACAGGUGGCCAUCUCUCACAGAAUUCCCUUCGGCAAGAAGAGAUGGAUUGUUUUGGUUGGCUUGAUGGCUGGAUAGACCCUUCCAGUGCAGUUGGGCUAGACUGGACCACAGGACUGUUUUGGCGAGGAGAAAAUGGGCAUCCUUGCAUGUCUUAGAUGAUAAAGUUUCACUUUAACUUUUCCACAAAGUACCCAGCAUUUCUUACACACUGGAACCCUUUGGGAAGACUUUGCCCCUUCUGGUCUAUGCAAAGAAAUCUCUUUUUAAAAGUGUAGUUAAAAGAACAUCUCUCCAGAACAAUGCAGCAUCCAGUGCAAAAGGGCAAUUCCUCUGUGAGCAAUUAAAAAGAAAAAGUAUUUAACUUUAAAAUAUAGAUCUAUAUCCCUGUUUUUAUUUAAUUGGUAAUUUUUAUUUAGCCUAUAUUAAAUAUUGCUUUAAAAUAUGUUUGGUACUGUUUUGAAAUUUGGGGGGGGGCACUAAAGCAACAGUUCUUAGAACAUUCCUAUGUUUCUCUGCGUAUAUGUUUAUAUACGUUGUUUUAAAACGAAUAUUGGGAGACGGGGAGGAAAAAUUAUCUCCAGCCUUCAUUGUUCCCCUUGAUUUGAUUCACUUUAUGCUGGUGCCAAGCAUUCCUUCCUCACCCCCCUGGGUGCACUGAAUUGUAAAUAUAUAUACAAAAAAUAUUUUCCCCCUUUCUGUAUCUUGUAUAAAAUGUUGCCCUGUUCAGGCAGUUUUUCUUUAAAAACAAACAAAAAUAAAACUUGGUAUUUAUUGACACAAUCUGUAAUUCUCUAUUGAUUGAAACACUUUGGUUUCAACAGCUUUGUUUGCUUUCUUUGUGUAUAUAUUGUGCUUAAGUUGCUUAAAGGUACAAGUUAAAAUGCUUUUAUUUUUAUCUCUCUCUUCCUCCGUUUUUAUUUGUAGUUAAAAAAAAAAAUCCAACCAACAAAGCGUUAUCUGCCCACACACUGCUGUCUCUCAUUUCAUCCAAGUGAUAUGAAGAAAAUUUCAUUACACUGUCAAUAAAAACAACUUUUGCUUUGGAAA
Messenger RNA from Varanus komodoensis (Komodo dragon), 7022 nucleotides. RefSeq names its product cysteine and serine rich nuclear protein 1 (gene CSRNP1). Gene Ontology annotation, molecular function: sequence-specific DNA binding; DNA-binding transcription factor activity, RNA polymerase II-specific. Gene Ontology annotation, cellular component: nucleus. Gene Ontology annotation, biological process: regulation of transcription by RNA polymerase II. The coding region runs from base 1874 to 3685 and encodes 603 amino acids. NCBI's taxonomy places the organism in Eukaryota, Metazoa, Chordata, Lepidosauria, Squamata, Varanidae. The transcript has 4 exons. The record is from RefSeq and is a predicted model, not a curated record.